Messenger RNA from Medicago truncatula (barrel medic), 3501 nucleotides. Its product is annotated as probable leucine-rich repeat receptor-like protein kinase At1g35710. The record is from RefSeq and is a predicted model, not a curated record. Gene Ontology annotation, molecular function: protein kinase activity; protein binding; ATP binding. The transcript is spliced from 3 exons. Bases 14 to 3439 code for a protein of 1141 amino acids. Gene Ontology annotation, biological process: protein phosphorylation. NCBI's taxonomy places the organism in Eukaryota, Viridiplantae, Streptophyta, Magnoliopsida, Fabales, Fabaceae.
AAAGCUCUUACCAAUGUCGUGUCUUAUUUUGUUCUUCUAUGUGUUUGUAAUUGCAACAUCACCUCAUGCUGCAACAAUAAUCCAAGGUAGCGAGGCUGAUGCUCUGUUGAAGUGGAAAGCAAGCCUUGACAACAACAGUAGGGCAUUGCUUUCUUCAUGGAAUGGUAAUAAUCCUUGUAGUUGGGAAGGAAUCACAUGUGAUAAUGAUUCAAAAUCCAUCAACAAGGUAAAUCUCACUGAUAUUGGACUAAAAGGUACGCUUCAAAGUCUCAAUUUAUCAUCACUUCCAAAAAUCCACACUCUUGAUUUGUCACUAAAUAAUCUCUCUGGUAACAUUCCCAAAAGUGUUGGUAAUUUGUCCAAACUAUCUUAUCUUGAUCUCAGUUUCAAUUAUCUCAUUGGGAUUAUUCCUUUUGAGAUAACCCAAUUGGUUGGUCUUUAUGUAUUGUCUAUGGGUAGUAACCAUGAUUUAAGUGGAUCAAUCCCUCAAGAAAUUGGUAGAUUGAGGAAUUUGACAAUGCUUGAUAUUUCUUCCUGCAAUCUCAUAGGGACAAUACCAACCUCGAUAGAAAAGAUAACCAACAUGUCACAUCUUGAUGUUGCAAAAAACAGCCUUUCUGGCAACAUUCCUGACAGAAUUUGGAAAAUGGACCUAAAGUAUUUGUCAUUUUCAACUAAUAAAUUUAAUGGUUCCAUUUCACAAAAUAUUUUCAAGGCACGAAACCUAGAGUUACUACAUUUGCAAAAAAGUGGUCUUUCAGGUUUCAUGCCUAAGGAAUUUAAGAUGUUGGGUAAUUUGAUAGAUCUUGAUAUUAGUGAAUGCGAUCUCACUGGGUCUAUCCCUAUUUCUAUAGGAAUGUUGGCCAAUAUAUCAAAUCUUUUUUUAUAUUCCAAUCAACUUAUUGGCCAAAUUCCUCGUGAAAUUGGGAAUUUGGUCAACCUCCAAAGACUAUAUCUUGGAAAUAACAACCUUUCUGGCUUCAUUCCUCACGAAAUGGGAUUUCUAAAACAACUUCGUGAACUUGAUUUUUCUAUUAACCAUCUCUCAGGACCAAUCCCGUCUACAAUUGGAAACUUAAGCAAUUUAGGAUUAUUUUACCUUUAUGCAAACCAUCUCAUUGGUAGCAUUCCUAAUGAAGUUGGGAAACUUCAUUCUCUUAAAACAAUCCAAUUGCUUGACAAUAACCUCUCUGGGCCAAUCCCACCAUCCAUAGGUAAUUUGGUUAAUUUGAAUUCUAUUAUCCUUUUUCAAAAUAACCUCUCUGGACCAAUUCCUUCAACUAUCGGAAAUUUGACGAAACUCACUAUAUUAAAUCUUUUCUCAAAUGAGUUAGGUGGAAAUAUUCCAAAAGAAAUGAAUAGGAUAACCAAUUUGAAAAUUUUGCAAUUAUCUGAUAAUAAUUUCAUAGGCCAUUUACCUCACAACAUUUGUGUUGGUGGAAUGUUGACAAAUUUCACUGCUAGUAAUAACCAAUUCACAGGGCCAAUUCCAAAGAGUUUAAAGAAUUGCUCCAGCCUUAUUAGAGUUAGGCUUCAAAAAAAUCAAUUAACUGGAAAUAUAACAGAUGGUUUUGGUGUUUAUCCACAUUUGGACUACAUGGAAUUGAGUGAAAAUAAUUUGUAUGGCCAUCUAUCACCAAAUUGGGGAAAGUGCAAGAGUCUCACAAGCCUUAAAAUCUCCAAUAACAAUUUAACAGGAAAUAUACCACAAGAAUUGGCUGAGACAAUUAAUUUACAUGAACUUAACUUGUCAUCAAACCAUCUUACUGGAAAAAUUCCAAAGGAUCUAGGAAACUUGUCUUUGUUGAUCAAACUCUCGAUAAGUAACAAUCAUCUUUCUGGAGAGGUUCCUAUACAAAUUGCAUCAUUGCAAGCACUAACUACCUUGGAGCUUGCAACAAAUAAUUUAAGUGGCUUCAUCCCUAGAAGACUUGGAAGGUUGUCUGAGUUAAUACAUUUGAAUUUGAGCCAAAAUAAGUUUGAAGGAAACAUUCCCGUUGAGUUUGGCCGAUUAAAUGUUAUUGAAGAUCUUGAUCUCAGUGGAAAUUUUAUGAAUGGAACGAUACCUUCAAUGUUUGGAGUGUUAAAUCAUUUAGAAACAUUGAAUCUCUCACAUAAUAAUCUGUCUGGUACGAUCCCCUUUAGCUCUGGUGAUAUGUUAAGCUUGACAAUUAUUGAUAUAUCAUACAACCAAUUGGAGGGUCCGAUUCCAAGCAUUCCAGCCUUCCAACAAGCUCCAAUUGAAGCACUGAGAAACAACAAAGACUUGUGUGGUAAUGCAUCUAGCCUAAAGCCUUGUCCAACAUCCAAUAGGAACCAUAAUACUCAUAAGACUAACAAAAAAUUGGUGGUAAUUUUACCCAUCACUCUAGGCAUUUUUUUGUUAGCAUUAUUUGGUUAUGGGAUCUCCUAUUAUCUAUUUCGAACUUCGAACACAAAAGAAUCCAAGGUUGCAGAAGAAUCACACACUGAAAAUCUAUUUUCAAUAUGGAGUUUUGAUGGAAAAAUGGUGUAUGAAAAUAUUGUAGAAGCCACAGAAGAGUUUGACAACAAACAUCUCAUCGGGGUUGGAGGACAUGGAAGUGUUUACAAAGCAGAGUUGCCUACAGGACAGGUUGUAGCUGUGAAGAAACUCCAUUCAUUACAAAAUGGAGAAAUGUCCAAUUUGAAAGCUUUUGCAAGUGAGAUAAAAGCUUUAACAGAAAGCCGACAUCGAAACAUUGUGAAGUUAUACGGGUAUUGUUCACAUCCAUUGCACUCAUUUUUGGUUUAUGAGUUCUUGGAGAAGGGCAGUCUGGAUAAGAUUUUGAAAGACGAUGAGCAAGCCACUAUGUUUGAUUGGAAUAAGAGGGUGAAAUCCAUUAAAGAUGUAGCUAAUGCUUUAUACUACAUGCAUCAUGAUCGCUCACCUGCAAUUGUUCAUCGCGAUAUAUCGAGUAAGAAUAUUGUUUUGGAUUUGGAAUAUGUGGCUCAUGUCUCGGAUUUCGGAACAGCUAAGUUUCUUAAUCCCGAUGCUUCCAAUUGGACCUCUAACUUUGUAGGCACGUUUGGAUACACUGCUCCAGAACUUGCAUAUACAAUGGAAGUAAAUGAGAAGUGUGAUGUGUAUAGUUUUGGAGUAUUAAGCCUGGAAAUACUUCUUGGAAAACAUCCUGGAGACAUUGUAUCUAAGUUAAUGCAAUCAAGUACUGCAGGCCAAACAAUUGAUGCUAUGUUUUUGACUGAUAUGUUGGAUCAACGCCUCCCUUUUCCUACAAAUGAUAUCAAGAAAGAGGUGGUAUCAAUUAUAAGGAUUGCAUUUCAUUGCUUAACUGAGAGCCCACAUAGUCGCCCUACAAUGGAGCAAGUUUGCAAGGAGAUUGCAAUAUCAAAGUCAUCUUAUCUUCCAGGGGUUAAUCAUGUACAUGAUAUGGAAAGGGGUGAUUUAUCUAAGGAAUAAAUUAUAGCUAAGUUUCAUUGUUUUCUUUGCUUUCACUCAGAUAUUUGGAGGUAGAUAAUGUA